Dipodomys ordii (Ord's kangaroo rat) is the source of this 924-nucleotide messenger RNA. It is a transcript of the gene Exosc4, whose product is annotated as exosome component 4. Gene Ontology annotation, biological process: rRNA catabolic process; nuclear mRNA surveillance; U4 snRNA 3'-end processing. Gene Ontology annotation, cellular component: nucleolus; nuclear exosome (RNase complex); cytoplasmic exosome (RNase complex). The transcript has 3 exons. The coding region runs from base 145 to 882 and encodes 245 amino acids. The record is from RefSeq and is a predicted model, not a curated record. Lineage: Eukaryota; Metazoa; Chordata; Mammalia; Rodentia; Heteromyidae.
AAGACGGACCGGGCUGCCGGAACCCUAGUUCACAGGACCAGACCGGGCCGUCGGAAGCCGUAGAGCCAGGGCCGGAAGUGGUCCGAGCCGCCGGAAGCCGUAUGGAACCCGCGGUCUCCGGAAAGUAAAGAGCCGGGCUACAGUAUGGCGGGCCUGGAGCUCCUGUCCGACCAGGGCUACCGGGUGGACGGACGUCGCGCGGGAGAGCUGCGCAAGAUCCAGGCGCGGAUGGGCGUGUUCGCGCAGGCGGACGGCUCGGCCUACAUCGAGCAGGGCAACACCAAGGCGCUGGCGGUCGUCUACGGGCCGCACGAGAUUCGGGGCUCCCGUUCAAGAGCCCUGCCUGACCGAGCCCUGGUGAACUGUCAGUAUAGUUCAGCCACCUUUAGCACAGGGGAGCGAAAGCGACGCCCACAUGGGGACAGAAAGUCCUGCGAGAUGGGGCUGCAGUUACGUCAGACCUUCGAAGCAGCUAUCCUUACCCAGCUGCACCCACGUUCUCAGAUUGACAUCUAUGUGCAGGUGCUGCAAGCAGAUGGUGGGACCUACGCAGCUUGUGUGAAUGCAGCCACUCUGGCAGUGAUGGAUGCCGGGAUACCCAUGAGGGACUUUGUGUGCGCAUGCUCAGCAGGAUUUGUGGACAGCACAGCCCUGGCAGACCUCAGCCAUGUGGAAGAAGCCGCUGGGGGUCCCCAACUAGCUCUGGCCCUGCUGCCAGCUUCAGGCCAGAUUGCUCUGCUUGAAAUGGAUGCCCGGCUGCAUGAGGAUCACCUGGAGCAGGUGCUAGAGACCGCGGCCCGGGCAGCCCGAGACGUGCACACGGUGCUGGAUCGCGUGGUCCGGCAGCACGUACGCGAGGCCGCUAUCUUGUUAGGAGACUGAGCUCCCAGCCACCCCUGUCCAGAAUAAAGGCCUGUUUCUCUA